Aspergillus ibericus CBS 121593 is the source of this 2166-nucleotide messenger RNA. Its product is annotated as SAE2 C-terminal domain-containing protein. NCBI's taxonomy places the organism in Eukaryota, Fungi, Ascomycota, Eurotiomycetes, Eurotiales, Aspergillaceae. The record is from RefSeq and is a predicted model, not a curated record. The coding region runs from base 1 to 2166 and encodes 721 amino acids. Gene Ontology annotation, molecular function: damaged DNA binding; double-strand/single-strand DNA junction binding; double-stranded DNA binding. Gene Ontology annotation, cellular component: site of double-strand break. Gene Ontology annotation, biological process: double-strand break repair via homologous recombination; DNA double-strand break processing involved in repair via single-strand annealing. The transcript has 2 exons.
AUGGAGGUACUGAAGCAGCUUCACGCCUCGGUUGCGCAGGCCUUUGGGGACCACUUCGAGAAUGCCUACAGAGAUCUCCACCAGGAGCUUGCUCUUCGGGACGCUAAGGUGCAUGCCGCCGAGGACACAACUAGGGUCGCAGAAGAAGAGCGAGAGAGAACUAUUGCCGAAGUAGCGGCUUUGAAAGAUGAGAUUGCUCUUCUACAGGACGAGCUGUGUCUCAGCAAUUUUGGGCCAGGGGGAGAUCAAGUUACUGCCGAGAAGUCCCUUGAACUAGAGGCGACGUACGCGCCGCAUCAUAUUCUAAAACCCAUUCAUGCCAACCCCAUGGGUGCUGUGAAAUACAGCUCUGCUGACGUUAAGGCCAUCAGUAAUAAGUAUGCAUCUCUUUACAGAGAAGCCCAGACACUCAUGAAAGCUUCUGGUGAACUUCGGAAACAAGUCAAGCGCCACAAGAGGAAGCUGACCCAUUGGCGAAAGAGCCUUGACCGCGAUAGUUUUACGUUGGUGCUUGACGGGGUAGCAGUUGAUUUCCAGCGCGUUAGGAAGCGCACAAAUGAUGAUCAAUCACUAUUACCCGCCAUGUCAAUAUCUUAUUUGGCAGAAUCCCGGAACUCGGUCACUCAUACGAUGAUGCGAGGAGUUUCAGCUUCUGUUGUAGAAACUCCUCCUCUACGAGAUAUUUAUGACAACGUAUCAAAAGGGGACGUUGAAAAUAAACAAGGAGCUCAGCAUGCAUCAACUGUCUCCGUCGAAUCGACAAAAAGAAAACGUGCAACAUCCGAAACGCCUUAUCGAGAAGCCAUAGUCGGUUAUGGCAACGUUGAUGCCGAUGAAGACCGUGAUUCGGCAAGAUUCAUUACGAUCAAGAAUGAGAGCUCGCCAUCCAGCCCUUUGCAGACGUCAUCGUCGAAUUCUAGGGCUAUGGGGACUCAGGACUUAGACGAAAUCGGAGCCAUAGUUGAAACGCCGACGAAGAAGAAGAAGAAGAAGAGAUACAAGGAUGGUCAGUCCCGUCAAGCGGCUUCCCCUACCCUUGAUUCGCAACGCAUAGGCUCCCUUCACAUACAUUGGCACCCAACCUUGAAUCAUUUGCCUUUGGGACGACCCAAUGUACUCCAGUCAGUCGAUGGCAACAUAAGAGCUGAUAGAUAUGCACACCGGAUAGGUAAAGCGGAUGCGAGAGGGGCAGCAAGAACAUCGAAAUACCACAUUUCUUCAAUUACGGAGGAUGGCGAUGAGGGCGACUCGAAUCCCGCUAAAGCGAAGCGAUCCGGCACAUCGGCAUUUGAACUCAAGCCUCUACGCUCGACUUCAGUUAACGGCGAUCAAUUAGCCGUCCAACGAUUGGAAGGUCUCCUUGAAGGACCUUUACCUGCUAAACAAUACCUACAGCCCAAGAAAGCGAUAGACGACACAACAGAAAGCGGCAUGGUUCCAACAUCUCCCCCUUCUACAGGGCAAGAAUUGCUACGGGCAUGCAACAAUAACGCGAGGGCACAGUCGGAUUUGAUCCUGGGAAAGUCGCCGGGGGAGACUGAACCGAGUAUUCGACGCGGGCCUAUUCAAGUCAUACCACCGUCUUCGAGAAGCCAAGCAGAAAGAAUAGACGUGGAUCCCGUGUACAAACCUUACAGGGCCUGGCCCCUACAUCGUCUUGAACUCAAUCAUUUCAAGAUUAACCCAGAGUAUAACCAAGGCGCCGAUUUUGCAUUUAACAGUGUUAUUCGCACAAAAGACGAACGCAAGUGUGCAAGUGGUUGCACGCGUCCUAGCUGCUGUGGCAACAAGUUCCACGCCAUGGCGCGUCUUGGUGGCCUUCCGUCCAAUGUGACAUCCAUAGAGGAGAGAGAAGAAGACGAUAGAAUUAUUCUGGAAGAUUACUUGGGAAGUGAAAGACACCUACUCGACGGGCUAAGUAGUAAAGAAAGGGAGGACCUUCUACAAGCGGCGAAAGCAAGGCUCAUUGCCAAUCGGUAUGGGAAGCAUAGACAUCACCAUCAGCGGCUGGGAUCGCCACCUGGAUACUGGCGCACAGAUAUGCCCGACACACAGGAACUGCAACGUGAUCACGAAGAGGCAAGGAAGUUGGAAAGGGAGAGGGUGGAAGACCGGUAUCGAGAUGCAAUGCGCCCGGGAGGCCUCUGGAAGUUCGCAGAUGAGUGA